Emys orbicularis (European pond turtle) is the source of this 4236-nucleotide messenger RNA. It is a transcript of the gene PITPNM2, whose product is annotated as phosphatidylinositol transfer protein membrane associated 2. The record is from RefSeq and is a predicted model, not a curated record. Gene Ontology annotation, cellular component: cytoplasm. NCBI's taxonomy places the organism in Eukaryota, Metazoa, Chordata, Testudines, Emydidae. Gene Ontology annotation, molecular function: phosphatidylinositol transfer activity; phosphatidylcholine binding; metal ion binding. The coding region runs from base 1 to 4236 and encodes 1411 amino acids. The transcript has 26 exons. Gene Ontology annotation, biological process: phospholipid transport.
AUGCUUAUAAAGGAAUAUCAUAUUCCAAUUCCAAUGAGUGUGGAAGAGUAUCGGAUUGCCCAGCUGUACAUGAUACAGAAAAAGAGCAGAGAAGAGACAUGUGGAGAAGGCAGUGGAGUGGAGAUCCUGGAGAAUAGGCCAUACACAGAUGGUCCUGGUGGCAUUGGGCAGUAUACCCAUAAAGUGUACCAUAUUGGUAUGCAUAUACCCAGUUGGUUUCGGUCUAUCCUGCCAAAGGCAGCUUUAAGAGUUGAAGAGGAGUCAUGGAAUGCAUAUCCUUACACAAGGACAAGGUAUACGUGUCCUUUUGUGGAGAAAUUCUCUAUUGAUAUUGAAACGUAUUAUAAAGCCGAUCCAGGGGAUCAUGUCAAUGUAUUCAGCCUUUCUCCUGCAGAAAAAAGACAGACAAUUCUUGAUCCAAUUGAUAUUGUUAAAGAUCCUAUCCCACCACAUGAAUACAAGUCAGAAGAGGAUCCAAAGCUUUAUAAAUCUGUGAAGACUAAAAGAGGGCCAUUGUCAGAGGACUGGAUUGAGGGGUACAAGAACAACCCUGGGAAAUAUCCAAUCAUGUGUGCAUAUAAACUGUGCAAAGUGGAGUUCAGAUACUGGGGGAUGCAGUCCAAAAUCGAGAGGUUUAUCCACGACGUUGGCCUUCGGAAGGUAAUGGUGAGAGCCCACCGGCAGGCGUGGUGCUGGCAGGAUGAAUGGUAUGGGCUCACCAUCGAGGACAUCCGGCAGCUCGAGAAGGAGGCACAGCUGAUGCUGGCUCAGAAGAUGGCCCAGUUCAGCUACAGUGAAAGUGAGGCAGAGCAGCACGGAACCAAAGACUCCCCAGGCGAGAAUGAUGCUGAAAGCAACGCCAUGUCCUCCGUCGACGCGGCAGACGCUGCUAGUAAUAUUGGUGAAGCCGUGUCUGGGAGAGGGAUAACCAAGCAAUGGUCCACGUCUUCCAAAUCCUCGCGAUCUUCAAAAAGAGGAGCAAGCCCCUCCCGCCAUAGUAUAUCCGAGUGGAGGAUGCAGAGCAUUGCCAGAGAUUCAGACGACAGCUCAGAUGAUGAAUUCUUUGAUGCACAUGAGGGCUUGUCCGAUAACGAAGAGGUGUUCCCAAAAGAAAUCACCAAAUGGAGUUCCAACGAUCUCAUGGAUAAAAUUGGAAGCUCUGAAUGCGAUGUCCAGGAUGACUUGUAUCAUGAAACAUCAACAGAGUACCAUGUUGGUUCCAGUGUGGAAAGGCUAAGCAUCAUAGAGGAUGAAUCAGUGCAGCCAUCAAUGCAGCCAAGCAAAAUCCACGUCCUAAUCUUGGUACUACAUGGAGGAAACAUCCUGGAUACAGGAAGUGGUGACCAGAAUUCAAAACAAGGAGAUGUCAAUACUAUCACAACAGUGUUUGAUACAGUAAUGAGGGUACAUUACCCAGCUGCUCUUGGACACAUUGCACUCAAGCUAGUCCCUUGCCCAGCCAUCUGCUCAGAAGCCUUUUCACUGGUAUCCAACCUUAGCCCUUACAGUUAUGAUGAAGGAUGCCUCUCCAAUAGUCAGGAUCACAUUCCACUCGCUGCACUUCCUCUGCUAGCAACAUCAUCCCCACAAUAUCAGGAGGCGGUAGCCACGGUGAUUUUGAGAGCCAAUCAAGCCUACAGCGAGUUCAUUAAAUCACAAGAAGGCACAUCAUUUACUGGCCAGGUCUGUUUGGUAGGGGACUGCGUAGGAGGAAUCCUGGGAUUUGAUGCCUUAUGUUACAGCAAUCAGACUGUGUCUGAGAGCCAAAACAGCAGCCGACGAGGGAGUAUUGUGAGUGUGCAGGACACUGACCUCCUGUCUCCUGGAAUAAUUGUGAACAACAGUUAUUGUUCCAGUGGCUCCAACCUGGAGGCCAGCAGACACCUCAGCAGAAGCAACAUUGAUAUUCCUCGGAGCAACGGAGAGGAUCCAAAGAAGCAGCUGCCCCGAAAAAGGAGUGAUUCAUCAACCUACGAAAUGGACACAAUAAAGCAACAUCAGGCAUUCCUUUCAAGAAAUGGUUUACAUUCUAGUGUUCUGAGAAAUGACCCAGGAUCCAGACGAUCGAGUAGCUCCACAAUGUUGGAUGGAGGAAACCUUGGAAAAUUUGAAUUUGAGAUCACGGAUUUCUUCCUGUUUGGGUCUCCCUUGGGCCUGGUCCUUGCAUUGAGAAAAACCGUCAUCCCAGCUCUUGACAUCUUUCAGCUGAGGCCAGCCUGCCAACAAGUCUAUAACCUGUUCCAUCCUGCAGACCCAUCUGCCUCACGCCUGGAGCCCCUUUUGGAAAAGAGAUUCUACGUGUUGCCUCCCUUCAAUAUUCCACGCUACCAGAGGUUCCCAUUAGGUGACGGCAGUUCUGCUCUUCUGGUUGAGACAGUCCAGAACAACCCCAUCCUCCUUGUGGAAAGCAGCCCAUUGGUUGCUCUCCAGCGCCAGGACAGCUUCAUGGAAACCUGUAUACCUGUUCCAGUUCUGAAUUGGCAAGAUGUUUCCAAUAAAAAUGCCGUUUUUGCUGAGUCAGAUGUUGUUCAGUCUCAUGGUGCAGUCUUCAUGGAAAAUGCGUCCCUUUCCACCCCCAUUACAACCCCUCAGUUCAGGGGAUUCCGGAGGGCCAGUGAGAUCAGCAUUGCCAGCCAGGUCUCAGGAAUGGCAGACAGUUACACUGCUUCCAACAUAGCUAACAAAAACAAAAAUCGUCUUAACCAUGCCAGAGGAGGAUUUAGCUUUCUGUCCCAACUUGCCCUCCCUCACAAAUCCCCCACCCAAGCCUCGCCCAAGAGACGUAGGCAACGUAAACAUGAAAUACCCCAGAAUCAUUUAGGAAGAAGGCUUGAGGGGCCAUCAAGUUGGGAUCCGGACUCUAUUCUACAAAUACCAGAUCUGGACAUCAAGAAAGUUGCUGCCAGAUGGUGGGGAACAAAAAGAAUAGACUAUGCCCUUUACUGUCCCGAUGCACUGACUGCCUUUCCGACGGUAGCCUUACCACACCUCUUCCAUGCAAGCUACUGGGAAUCGACAGAUGUAGUCUCCUUCCUGCUGAGACAGGUGAUGAGACACGAAAACUCCAGCAUUCUGGAACUGGAUGGAAAGGAGGUCUCUGUAUUCACUCCUUCAAAGCCCAGGGAGAAGUGGCUGCGCAAGAGGACGCAUGUUAAGCUAAGGAAUGUCACAGCCAACCACAGAAUCAAUGAUGCCAUCGCUAAUGAAGACGGACCCCAGACCUUAACAGGAAGGUUUAUGUAUGGGCCGUUAGACAUGGUCACACUCACUGGGGAAAAGGUGGACAUUCACAUCAUGACCCAGCCGCCAUCUGGAGAGUGGAUUUACUUUGACACCGAAAUCAGCAACAGCAGUGGCCGGAUUUCCUACGUUAUCCCUGAGAACAAGCGUCUGGGGAUUGGCGUAUAUCCCAUCAAGAUGGUGGUCAGGGGUGACCACACAUAUGCAGAUAGCUAUAUCACCGUUCUACCUAAGGGGACGGAAUUUGUGGUCUUCAGCAUUGAUGGUUCUUUUGCAGCCAGCGUGUCUAUAAUGGGUAGUGACCCCAAAGUCAGAGCUGGCGCAGUUGAUGUUGUAAGGCACUGGCAAGACCUUGGCUACCUCAUUAUCUAUGUCACAGGCCGACCUGAUAUGCAGAAGCAAAGGGUGGUGGCAUGGUUAGCACAGCACAAUUUUCCCCAUGGGAUAGUCUCAUUCUGUGAUGGGCUUGUCCAUGACCCACUGCGGCACAAGGCCAACUUCCUGAAAACCCUCAUUACAGACCUCCACAUGAGGAUCCACGCCGCAUACGGAUCCACUAAGGAUAUUUCGGUCUACAGCGCCAUUAGUUUGCCACCCACGCACAUCUAUAUCAUUGGCCGACCAACCAAGAAAUUACAGCACCAGUGUCAGUUCAUUACUGAGGGGUACGCAGCCCACCUUGCCCAGCUGGAGUAUAACCAUCGCUCCCGGCCUGCUAAAAACACGACCCGGAUGGCACUGAGAAAAGGCAGCUUUGGUCUCCCCAGCCAGCCAGAUUUCCUGCGCAAGAGGAACCAUUUGCUACGUACCAUCUCCUCACAGCCCCCGGGGACGACCGGGAAUGCCAGCCACAGACCUGAACGAACGCAGAGCCAGUCGGACAGCGAUAGGGAGAGAGAGCGGGAGCGUAGCCAAAGAAGCAUGAGCAUUGCCACUGGGUGCUGGGGCCGGAGCGCAGCCUCAAAACUGGAAUCUGGCACUUUAGGUCAGAAGUAG